Messenger RNA from Protobothrops mucrosquamatus (brown spotted pit viper), 494 nucleotides. RefSeq names its product BCAS3 microtubule associated cell migration factor. The annotation marks the transcript as partial. The record is from RefSeq and is a predicted model, not a curated record. Gene Ontology annotation, cellular component: cytoplasm. NCBI's taxonomy places the organism in Eukaryota, Metazoa, Chordata, Lepidosauria, Squamata, Viperidae. Gene Ontology annotation, biological process: response to starvation; autophagy. The transcript is spliced from 6 exons.
CAUUGGCUGUCAGUGCGGCGGCCGGUGAGAGGGUCCCAAAUAUUACCAGGGAGGGGAAAAAGCGAGGCGCUUCAACCGCAGCAGGAAUUAAGAACAGUAAUGGCUGCUGAAUCUCCCCGCCGCCCAAGCCGAUGUACUGGAGGAGUGAUAGUCCGGCCACAGGCUGUUACGGAGCAGUCAUACAUGGAAAGCGUUGUUACAUUUCUGCAAGAUGUCGUACCGCAGGCUUAUAGCAGUACGGCUCCAACAGAAGAAAAAGAGAAAAUUGUAUGGAUCAGAUUUGAAAAUUCUGACUUGAAUGAUACCUUAAGGAACGUGGAGCUGCACGAAAUGCACAGCACCGGGAACGAACCGCCUCUCCUGCUCAUGAUUGGCUACAGCGACGGGAUACAGAUAUGGAGCAUACCUAUUAGUGGUGAAGCUCAAGAACUUUACUCUAUCCGACACGGUCCUGUGAGAGCAGCCCGGGUCCUGCCAUCCCCACAGAUCAGUAA